UCUCUUCUUCCCCGAGCCGCCACCUCUUCGGCUUGGCCUGGGAGCGAAACCUGAGAGUUUUCCCGGGAUCGAGGUGGGCUUGGCUCGGUCUGCCUUUUGGCCGCCGUCCCUGAACGAACAGGAGCGAGGAGGCGAGGGGCUGAGCGAGGUCAAGCGGCUCCCUCUUCGGCCGACGGAGUAGCUCUUUCCGCCGCAGGGCAGGGACAGCAGCAGGCGUGCGCUCCUUCUCGGCUCGCGUCCGCCCCGUCGAACAUUUUUUCCUCCCUUCUUCUUCUCCUUCUUCCCGCGCCGGCUUCAUGGAGGGCUCCUCUUCGCCGCCGCCCGCCUACUCGGACCUCAGGCGGGGCCUGGGUAAGAGCAACAGCGGCGCCGACCUGCAGAUGAACGGCAACGAGGAGGCGCCGGGCCCCGAGGAAGAGGAGAUCCACGCGCCCAAAAACUACCUGUGGCUCAGCAUCCUUUCCUGCUUCUGCCCGUCCUACCCCAUCAACAUCGUGGCCUUCGUCUUCUCAGUGAUGGCAUUAAACAGUUACGCACAGGGAGACAUAGAAGGGUCAAAAAGACUGGGCCACACCGCACUCCUGGUUGCUAUCGCAGCGAUCCUCAUUGGCCUCGUGCUGAUCGGUAUCCUUUGUGCAGUUCAUUUCACUACGCACGUCAUCUGACGACCAAGACUUCGGAUGGGAAGCGUUGCCCGUCUUCAAACCUCUGGGAAAGGCACAGGGAAUCUCUGGCAAAGGAAAGGAAAACAAGGAUCCUUCAGUCCAGAUGCUUUGAUUCCAGUCGCUGGUGAACAGAUUGCGUCCGCUAUGGCUGUCCACAGUGCUGCAUAAACCGAGACGAGCAUUAAAAAAAAAAAGUAUUUCUUAA
This is a messenger RNA of Zootoca vivipara (common lizard), 870 nucleotides long. RefSeq names its product transmembrane protein 233 (gene TMEM233). The record is from RefSeq and is a predicted model, not a curated record. Lineage: Eukaryota; Metazoa; Chordata; Lepidosauria; Squamata; Lacertidae. Gene Ontology annotation, cellular component: membrane.